Messenger RNA from Globicephala melas (long-finned pilot whale), 3490 nucleotides. RefSeq names its product SPNS lysolipid transporter 2, sphingosine-1-phosphate (gene SPNS2). NCBI's taxonomy places the organism in Eukaryota, Metazoa, Chordata, Mammalia, Artiodactyla, Delphinidae. Gene Ontology annotation, cellular component: membrane. Gene Ontology annotation, molecular function: sphingolipid intramembrane carrier activity; transmembrane transporter activity. Gene Ontology annotation, biological process: transmembrane transport; sphingosine-1-phosphate receptor signaling pathway; lipid transport. The record is from RefSeq and is a predicted model, not a curated record.
CGCGGCGCACCGGGCUGAAACGGUGGCAGCGCCGCAGCCGGGGUCGGAGCGCAGGAGCCGACGGGGCCCGGCCGGGAUGGUGCAGCGGCGGCUCCUCGGCGCACACACGCACUGAAUGGGCCCAAGCUGGGCCCCGCGUCCCCCGCCGCCCCGAUCCCGGCCGGCAUGAUGUGCCUGGAAUGCGCCUCGGCGGCGGCGGGCGGCGCGGAGGAGGAGGAGGCGGACGCGGAGCGGCGGCGCCGGCGCCGGGGGGCGCAGCGAGGGGCCGGCGGUGGCGGUUGCUGCGGGGCGCGGGCAGCGGGCGCCGCUGGAGUGGCGACCGCCGACGAUGAGGUGCAGACGCUGUCGGGCAGCGUGAGACGGGCCCCUUCCGCACCCCCCAGCACCCCCAGCACCCCCAGCUGCGCAGCCGCUGCCAAGGGCCUCGGUGCUCAGCAGCCCAAACCAGCCAGCUUGGGCCGCGGGCGGGGGGCAGCCGCUGCCAUCCUCAGCUUGGGCAACGUGCUCAACUACCUGGACAGGUACACCGUAGCAGGUGUCCUUCUGGACAUCCAGCAGCACUUUGGGGUCAAGGACCGAGGCGCCGGCUUGCUGCAGUCAGCAUUCAUCUGCAGCUUCAUGGUGGCCGCCCCCAUCUUUGGCUACCUGGGUGACCGCUUCAACAGGAAAGUGAUCCUCAGCUGCGGGAUUUUCUUCUGGUCGGCUGUCACGUUCUCCAGCUCCUUCAUCCCGCAGCAGCACUUCUGGCUGCUGGUCCUGUCCCGCGGGCUGGUGGGCAUCGGUGAGGCCAGCUACUCCACCAUCGCGCCCACCAUCAUCGGCGACCUCUUCACCAAGAACACGCGCACACUCAUGCUGUCUGUCUUCUACUUCGCCAUCCCUCUGGGCAGCGGCCUGGGCUAUAUCACCGGCUCCAGCGUGAAGCAGGCGGCCGGAGACUGGCACUGGGCCUUGCGGGUGUCCCCCAUCCUGGGCAUGAUCACAGGAACGCUCAUCUUCGUCCUGGUCCCGGCCACUAGGAGAGGCCACGCUGACCAGCUCGGGGGGCAGCUCAAGGCCCGGACGUCAUGGCUCCGAGACAUGAAGGCCCUGAUCCGCAACCGCAGCUACGUCUUCUCCUCCCUGGCCACGUCUGCCGUGUCCUUCGCCACAGGGGCCCUGGGCAUGUGGAUCCCGCUCUACCUGCACCGCGCCCAAGUCGUGCAGAAGGCGGCGGAGACGUGCAGCAGCCCGCCCUGUGCAGCCAAGGACAGCCUCAUCUUCGGGGCCAUCACCUGCUUUACGGGUUUUCUCGGGGUGGUCACGGGCGCAGGAGCCACACGCUGGUGCCGCCUGCGGACUCAGCGGGCUGACCCGCUGGUGUGCGCUGUGGGUAUGCUGGGCUCCGCCAUCUUCAUCUGCCUCAUCUUCGUGGCGGCCAAGAGCAGCAUCGUGGGGGCCUAUAUCUGCAUUUUUGUAGGGGAGACGCUGCUGUUUUCUAACUGGGCCAUCACAGCGGACAUCCUCAUGUACGUGGUCAUCCCCACCAGACGGGCCACCGCCGUUGCCCUGCAGAGCUUCACCUCCCACCUGCUGGGGGAUGCCGGAAGCCCCUACCUCAUCGGCUUUAUCUCCGACCUGAUCCGCCAGAGCACCAAGGACUCCCCGCUCUGGGAGUUCCUGAGCCUGGGCUACGCCCUCAUGCUCUGCCCCUUCGUCGUGGUCCUGGGUGGCAUGUUCUUCCUGGCCACCGCGCUCUUCUUCCUCAGCGACCGCGCCAAGGCUGAGCAGCAGGCUGACGAGGUCCCUGCCCAGCACAUCCGGUCCGCCGGCCCCCGCGAUGCGAUGCGCCAGAGCAGUGCCCGGGCCAGGCCCCCGCUGAUCUGCCACCUUGACCCCCGCCCGUCUCUCCCCCAGGGUGAACCAGCUGGUGAUGCCGUGUGCAUCUGUGAAAGUCUGAGGCAGUGCUACUGGGAUAAUGAAGAACCCUGGCUCCUACCUAGUCUGGGAGGUGUCCCCCGACGCCCUGGCCCCGUAGGGCUGUCCCGAAGCUUUCCAUGUGACCCACAGCUGGGUGCCCACCGGCUCUGCUCUGGGACUGCUGAGUGGCCUUGGCUCCAAGAAGCUGUGUCCUCAGCUAACCUGGAAGGCUGUGUGUGCUGGAGCCAUGCGCUGGGACAGACCCCCAGGCCUGGGUCUGGGCUGCAGGGGCCCUGGGCCCCAGGAAGACGACAGCCCACUGUGGGUAUGUGGGGAGAGGCCGGCCUGUCCCCAGCUUAUGUGAUCCUGGGGCAGUCUCUGCCCUCCCCAGACUCUGGGGCCGGGGGGCUGGACUUUCCCGCACAGCUUGCUGGGCAAGGCGUCAUCUGCAGCUUUGAAGACACGACACCCCCUGGACUGCACAGAGAAGGGGUGGCCCAAGCCUCAGGGCGGCACUUCCGGCUCUGAGGCUCCCUGAAGCGCCUGGGGCGUGAGGACUGCAGCCUGUCAGCUGGGCCUCUGACCUUGUGGACGUUGGACCCAACCUGGCAGAGCCGGGCACCCAAGUUGCUGGUCGCUCUGGAGGACAUCUGUCUCUGCUGCCUUGGGCUGGCUGUCAGCUCGGAGAUCUCCCAGGUGGGGGACCAUCCUGACAGGGAGCUGGCAUUACCGGGAGUGAAGGCCCUGGUGGCAGCUACACCCCACCUGUGCCCCAGGCUUGAGACCUUUGGGGGUUCCCCAUGCCUACAGGGCUCCUUGGAUCCACCAUAGCACCCCCACCCCCCAGAAGCCAGGAACUGACUCUGGCCCGCAGGCUGGGCCCUUUCCAGGGGCAGCGCCCAGGGGACAAUUCCCAGAAUCUGUGGGGCAGCAGCCAGAGCUCUGGCCGUCAGAGGAAGCAGCCCUCCACUAAGCUUCCUGGCCCAGGGCCGAGCGUGGUGGGAGCGGAGGCACAUCGGGACAGGCCAACACCCAGAGCCACCUCCACGCAAACAGCAGCUGCUUUCAAAUGCAGCCCUUUCCAGACCCCCCCGCCCUCAGAGCCACACGCUGGGGCGCCAGCCCCCCAGCUUCCCCCGUGGAGCUCAUCACAUCCCCUCUGCGUCACACACUCCCUCCCGGUACCUCUGCUGGAAUCAAGGUGGUUCUGGUCUCGGUGGCCCCGUGUGGCCAGCAGGAGACCCUAAGAGCCAGCCAGCUUAGUGCUCUCUGCCCACAGUUGAAGGGCUGGCGUGGCUUCAAUGGUGGGGAAGUUGGUGUAGCCCCCCUCCCCACCAAGCUCUGGGGCACCCUGGUGGGGGGGCUAACCCAGGGGUGGGCUUCCCCCAAAGACCAGCCUGGCCUCGACUGGGGCCCCAGCAAUGUUUUCUUGUUGUACAAGAACCAGGUCCAAGUGUUGCUUCCUCUUCCUUCCGGAAGCCAAACUGCUCCUUUAUUUUUUAGAGCUGCUGAUUGUGAAUCUCAGAGUCUUAAGAGAGAAGCCAAAUAUAUUCCUCUUGUAAAUGAAGAAAUAAAGAUAUUUAAGUCACGC